Drosophila miranda is the source of this 2462-nucleotide messenger RNA. RefSeq lists its product as uncharacterized. The transcript is spliced from 4 exons. Lineage: Eukaryota; Metazoa; Arthropoda; Insecta; Diptera; Drosophilidae. The coding region runs from base 1520 to 2068 and encodes 182 amino acids. The record is from RefSeq and is a predicted model, not a curated record.
ACAGCAUUGCAUAGGAUAAGACAAAUCUUAGAUAUCUUCCUUGUGCCCGUAGUUUUAUAUCAUUACUUUUCCCUAUUCUUUUUGGGCGCCUAAUUCAAAUAUUCAAAUAAAUACACUUUACAGCACUGCUUGCUAUGCAGGGCUGCCAGACGGUCAAAAAAAGAACAAGUCAAGAAGAAUUUAUUUGCUUGACCCUUUUAGCUAAAACCUUAUUUCAGACACAAUCCUAUAAACAAAAGAGUAUUUAAAACAAUCCAAUCAGUAGAAAAUUGAUUCAAUAACCGGAUAAAAUUAUGUGGGCAGGGUUGAGGAUCUUAGCUAGCUAGUAAUGUUUAACCGAAUAUAAAAAUCGAGGAAUAUGAAUACGAAUUCAAAUAGUUCGGCAGUAUAUCUUUGGUAUAUUUUCAAACUGUGGCGUAGUUUUCGGUAUAUUUCUGAGAGUCUGACCGUACAUCUUGUCGAUAAACCCGCGGUCACACUGAUAUGCACAUCCACGCAACGUAAAAUUUAAAUUUUCGUUUGAAAAUAAACACGUUGAUCGAACGUUGCUUGCCCUUGUCGUUCUCCAGGUCUUUAGCGAUUGCUGGAUGUAGUCUACUUCUCAACUCCGUUCUUUGGAAGAAGAACAAAGUUAUAAAAUUGUAAGGAGCCUUGAGAGCAGACGACAAUGUGGCCGAGACUGGUGCUGGGAGUGACUGCUGGGAUAAUUGUGGGAUGAGUGGCGAAGGCCGACGCCAUCGAAGCUUGAAAAACCGUUGAAAAUCCGUAUGUAACAAGAGAAGAAUUGCAGGGAAAGUAAAAUUUUAAAAAAAGAUGAUGCUUUUACGGUUAGUAGGAGGUUUCAUAGGUUUCUCUGAAAAUUCAUUCGACUGGCUAAUGUGAGAUGCAUUAUUUAAAAUAUUGGCAAGCUCUGGUGCAUAGUAUGGUUGGAAGAUUGCGGAAUUUUUAGAUUUUUGCGGAAAAUGGAUGUGUAGCGCCAAUAAGGAAACGUUUCCUCCCCAUAAGGAAUAUAUAUUCUUGAUCAGCAUCAAUAUCCGAGUCGAUUAAGUCAUGUCUGUCUGUCCGUUCGCCCGUCAAUCUUGUUUGACGCCUAGUUCUCAGAAACUAUAAAAGCUGGAGCAAUACUCCUGUAAUACCGCACUGUUACAAGUGCAUUUUAAAAUUUUAUAUACAGACUCCUGUGAUGACGGUUUAUCCUGUUUCUUUUUUCAAUCUGUCCGUAAAUGAGAGUUUUUUUCAAACACCCUAUAAAUUUGAAACGUUAUUUGAGGGAGCUGUUUUUUUUUAAGGUGUCAAUGGACCAUGGACAGAAAUUGCUUGCUAUCUCGAUUCAGCAAAAUGGUAUUAAAGCCAGUGAGCUCUCUAUGCAAAGCUGAUAUCCAGAGAUAGAAAUUGAUCAGUAGACCUGAACUAAAAAGCUUAUUUUAAAUGACCAUUGAAUAUAAUAAGAAUAAGUUUUCUAUAAAAAUAGUAUUGGUAUAUAAAAAAGCAUUACAUCGAACUUAGUCGUCGUGGUUUCAUGUGCGUGAUGUGUUUUACCCUCAAUGUUUUGGUGUACCUCCUGGUCAUAUCCCAUUUUGUCGUAGAGAUCGCUUGUCGAGUGGAGUUCACGAACAUAAAGUGCAAUUCUGAGGACCAGGAGCUCUCCGAUUUUGAAUAUUGUUAUCUGAAAUCUGUGAACCGGAGCUACAAAUAUCUAUCGCUGAAAGUCAAUCUGCUUCAAGUUCCCGUUACCAAAUUCUCGACAAAAUUUGGACUGUACAAGCGAUUCAGUGGAUAUAAACCAUUCCUUUACAAUUUCACUGUGAAUGGCUGCAAUUUCCUUAAACGUCCAAAAUCCUUCCCCGUCGUAAGUUAUUUUUAUGAGAUCUUCAAAGAUUAUUCGAAUAUGAAUCAUUCAUGUCCCUACGAUCAUGAUCUACUAGUGGAUAAGCUUACCAUCGAGCGGAUCAAUAACCGAUUCUCAAAAACACUGACCUUUCCCGAGGGCGAUUACAUGUUCGAGUUCCACUUUCUGGCCUACGGCAUCAACCGUGCGGUGGUUAAACUAUAUUUCACCCUUUCGUGAAUGCUCCAUCUCUAAGAAGAAAGAAGUUUAUACAAUAUGCUUUAUUAUCAAAUUCGUAUGUUUUUUUAAACAAAUGUCAUUUAAAUGUAGCACUUCUAGUAUGUUUAGAAUGUUAAUGCAAAAUGGCAAGAGGAUAAUUGUUUUCCGGUUUUAGAAAAAUGGUAUUAAAGCUACAUACAUAUGUAGUUCUUUAUGCAAAGCUGCUAUCCAAUAAGAGUUAUAAACUUCAAGCAUAUGUUUAAAAUAAACCACUCAAGUUGAAAAUAGGUUAAUUAAUCGGAUAUUAUUUUGUGGGCAUGGCUAAAUGUUCUAUCUAGCUAAUAAUAUUCGGCGGAACAUCAAAAUUCCAAUUCUUGACGGAGAACGAUUAACCAAUUAUAGGCCAAGGGGCCUA